Molecule: messenger RNA, 1790 nt
Organism: Aspergillus sclerotioniger CBS 115572
Lineage: Eukaryota; Fungi; Ascomycota; Eurotiomycetes; Eurotiales; Aspergillaceae
Product: kinesin family protein
Exons: 2
Coding region: 72-1430 (452 amino acids)
Biological process (GO): microtubule-based movement
Cellular component (GO): microtubule; kinesin complex
Molecular function (GO): ATP hydrolysis activity; ATP binding; microtubule binding
Source: RefSeq, a predicted model, not a curated record
UUGGGCCAGGCAUAUCAUUGACAACAGGACAAUACCUUAUAAUUUCCUCUUCACCAUAUUCUGCGUUCGACAUGAAUCAGUUCCGAGUCAUCACCAGAUGGCGCCCACUAGCAAGCAGUGACGUACACCAGACUGAAAUCAAUCGGAAUUGUGAGGAGCACCCCAACUCUCGCAUUUCAAUGUCACUUGUCCCAUCCGCCCCAAAUACUCGGCCAUGGAAAAGCGAAGCCGCCUUUACACAGGUCUUCGAAGCCAGAGACAACAACAAGACUGUCUUCGACGCAGUGGUGGCUCCCACACUGCCGGAGGUGCUGAAAGGCCAUUGUUCCAACUUCUUCGCGUACGGUCACUCAGGAAGCGGGAAAUCGCAUACGAUUAUGGGGUACGAUUUCAAUAACCCCCAUGAAUUCGGGAUGUGCUUGGCAGCGGGUCACCAUCUAUUUGAGAAGCUGGAGGCAUUGAAUGAAGCGGAUAGUGAUGCUGCUUUGCAACUUGGGAUUGGUCUACGCAUGUACGAGUUGCGGAACAAAACAGCCUUCGAUCUCCUCAAUGGACGCUGUAACUGUCAUGUCCGUGAAGGGUAUGAUGGGCAGACGCAUAUCAGGGGAGAGACCGAGGUGCUAGAAAAUGGAAAGGUCAGAGUGCGUCCCAUUGUCACCAAAGCAUGCUGGAGCUUUGAUGAAUUGCGUAGGGAACUCCUGACUGGUUUGGCAUUGAGAGCGACCGGUAGUUCGACCAUUCAUGACCAAAGUUCCCGUACGCAUGCGGUGCUAGAGCUUGAAAUCGUCACAAGAGCUCUGCUCGAUGCUCGCGAUGCCGUGAUCGAGCGACAGUCAGAGCUCGUGCCAGUUGCAAAGCGCGCGACCGAUAUAUACCUGGAAGAAAAUUUGAAGGGGGUGGUGCAGACACCAGACGGGGAGUACAUCCCCAGUCCAGACUAUCAGAUUGACCAGGCACGUAUUGAUGCCGCAGAGGCGCAGAAGGCUGAGUUUGAGACGUUUGUGAAGGAGGCAGAGCAUCAUGUUGAAGAGAUAAUGACAUCAUCUCAGCAUCGGUGCCUUGGAGGAAAGCUGGUGUUUGUCGAUUUGGCUGGAUCUGAGUAUUACCAUGACAAAGCUGCCCCCUCGAUUCCCCGGCCAAAGCAGACCGCUCAGGAACAGCAGGAAGGCCGGCAGAUCAAUACCGACUUGCUCUCCCUAAAAGAGGUCAUAAGAGCAAAGGCACACAAGCAGACCCGUAUUCCAUUCAGAUCUUCACCCCUAACCAUGGUCCUUCGUGCCCACUUCAUGGGAUCUCGCACCGUGAAAAGCCAUUCAGCGAUGAUUCUUACGGUGUCACCUUCAGCCGAGCAGUUUGCUGCGACCAUGAACACGCUAAAGUACGGAAAUCUGAUUGGCGUGGCCGGCAGUGACAAGAAAGCAGCGCGAUAAACUAAGGCCAGGAAGGAGCCUAUGUUGACAUUCCGGAGGCUAAUGCCAUUGACUUUAGUAUGAUACUCAAUGGUUUCAGCUCCGUUCGUUCUUGGGAUGCCGUUUCGACAAACUGGUUAAACCAAGUCACUAAGGCGAGAUCUGUUUCGGGAUCGUGACGUUCAGGAAAUCCGAUCAUGUCCAUGCUAAGAAUAAACAACGGAAUGAAUUGAUGGAGCAGAAUGAGACUGAUACCCCAGUACGGGUGUGGAGUGGAGAUCAUAAUUGACCGGGACAUUUGGAGGCUCUUCCUCGCAAUAUCCACAGUGUGGUACGGAAGAAACUCACUGCUUUGGUUACAUUUCUUGGAUUGGUAGAACA